AUGAGUCAAAGGCCGUCGAGUCAACUCUCGGAAAUCGACAAUGAUCAAAAGUGGGGACUGACAGAACAACCACCACAUGAAGACAUUCUACCAUCAACCCCCUCUCCAGUCGCAGAGGAAGCAGCUGCAGUUUGUGAAUCUAAUCAUGGCGAUGAUAAUAGAGAUUUAGAGCGCCGGCUGGUGAGGAAGAUUGAUCUGCGAUUAUGCACGAUUGCGGGGAUGCUUUGCAGUUUGAAUUUGUUGGAUAGUGGGAUUAUUUCGAGUGCGAGUGUGACGACGAUUUUUGAGGACUUGGGGCUUGGGGUAGGGAAUAGAUAUUCGGUAGCUAUCCUGGUAUAUACAGUUGCGAGCGUCGCAUUUCAGUUACCUGCUACGAUUGCAGUGCGGAUUUUUGGGCCCAGACUGGUGUUCUCGAUCAUUACUGUGGGGUUUGGAUUGGUCACUAUGUGUACGGCGUUCAUCACCAACUGGCAGCAAAUGGUGGGGUUGAGAGUGCUGUUGGGUAUAAUGCAAAGUUCUAUAUUUCCCGGACUCAGCUACCUGAUCAGCACUUGGUAUACCCGGAAAGAACAGCAACUACGCUUUGCCUUCUUGCAAUCCGGCGAGGUAAUUAUCCUUGGUCUUGGGGGAUUCCUGAAUUUCGGGUUGAACCACCUUAAUGGUCGGGGCGGACUUAAAGGUUGGCAAUGGAUGUUCCUUGUGCAAGGUCUUAUUGCUAUUGUUAUCGGUUUCAUCACCUACCUCUGGAUCGUCGACUUCCCAGAAAACUCCCAUAAGAGCUUCCGCUUCCUCUCCGCUGAAGAACAAGCCUUUGCAGAAAACCGAAUCACAGAAGACAGAGAUGACGUGCAAGCCGAUCCAUUCUCCUGGCGGGAAUGUCUCAUACAUUUUCUUGAUCCGAAACUCUACUUGUUCGCCAUGCUGUUCUUCUGCUUGAAUCUGGUAUCCACGUCGUUGUCGUAUUUCCUACCGAUUAUCCUGCAAGCGGGGAUGGGAUUUUCCACGGACAAGGCGAUUCUUCUCUCUGCUCCGCCGUACUUUUACGCUGUUAUUCCAGUCAUUAUAUCAUCCAUUGUCGGCGAUCGAUAUCAGCUGAGAGGCUUGGUAAUUACUUUCAACUGCCUCUGCACGAUUGCUGGGUUUGGUAUGCUGGGCUUCUCUGAGCAAGUCACGGUCCGGUAUGUGGGAACAUAUCUUGCCACUGGGGCCUAUAUUAGCAAUUGGGCCGCAAUGACCGCAUAUCAAACAUCAAACAUUGCUACGCAAUGGAAGCGCGUGACAUUUUCUGGGACCAUCGUAGCUUGCAAUGGACUUGGCGGAAUAGCGGGAAGCUUUAUUGUGAGACAGCAAGAGGCGCCUAGAUCGACUGGGCACGCUAGCCGAAGUUUAGACGGACCGGUGGCUGGCGCACCAAGACCCAGGCCCUUCACCCUCUCACACGUCUCUCCUCGCUCGACGCUCACUCAUCACUCAGUCUGGUGGACCAGCCAAGCUGAUAUUACCUCAGUAUUGUCGCAGAUCACCACUACCACAACGCCCGCCACAGCCACGACAGCUUCGACUUUGCGCAGUAUCCUUAAGCCAGCGCCAGCCUUUGUGCUCUUGUUGCUUCCGCCUUUCCACAAACGAGGAGAGGCUGUGGUGCUACGAACUGAAAGGGCGAAGAUGGGUUUCCUCGGGAUCUACAAGGCUAUCUACGACUAUACGCCCCAAGGAGAGUCGGAGCUCACGAUCGCUGAGGGGGAUAUAUUGUAUGUGCUAGAGAAGAGCGGAGAGGAUGAUUGGUGGCGCGCGAAGAAGAGGGCGACGGGCGAGGAUGAGGACGAACCAGAGGGAUUGAUUCCUAAUAAUUACAUUCAAGAGGCCGAACCUAUAAGCCACGCCCGCGCGCUAUACGACUACACCAGACAGACAGACGAGGAGCUCUCAUUCUCUGAAGAUGCCCAGCUGGAAGUGUUUGAUACAUCGGAUCCAGAUUGGAUAUUGGUUGGGCUUGAUGGGGAGUAUGGAUUUGCGCCGGCGAACUAUAUCGAAGUGCAAGACGAAAAGGAACAGGAGAAAGUGCUAGUUGCACAACCCCGCCCUCCAAUCCUUCCAAGACGGCCGGCUCAGGCUGAAGCUGAGGAUGAACCGGAGACGCCAGAAUCGCCUAUUAGUCCAGUUCAAAGCCCAGCCGCUGCUCUAGCAAACGUCCUUACUCAGAGAAAGUUAUCUGCCCCGGCAGCUAGACCAACACCACCUCAGUAUACCCCUGAGGCUUCAGACGAGGAUGAACCACCGACUCCAACACUGCCUGCCAGACCUGUCUCUCAGGCGAGAGUUCCUGAUCGCAUCGAUGUUCAGGCUGCAAGAUCGGCACCACACCAUGGCGUGUCGGCAUCUCCACCAUACAACAGAGCUACCCAUCGAGGCAUCGAUGAGGAGGUUGCACAACCCUCCCCCCAGGGCUUCCACAUGUAUAAUAUCAACGAGAUGGUGUCGGUCAUGGGCAAGCGCAAGAAAAUGCCAACCACUUUGGGAAUCAAUAUGGGAACUGGUGUAAUACUGAUAGCCCCUGAAAAGACUCGGGAUGGGCCGGAGCAGAAGUGGACGGCAGAGAAGAUGCAGCAUUACUCAUUAGAAGGCAAACAUGUCUUCCUUGAGUUGGUCCGACCAAGCAAGAGCGUAGAUUUUCACGCAGGCGCGAAAGAUACAGCAGAAGAGAUAGUCAGCGCCCUUGGAGAGCUUGCAGGUGCUGUUAGGGCUGGAGGAUUACAGGAUGAAAUAAUGGCCGGCUCUGGUCAAGCCCAAAAGAAAGGACAAAUUCUUUAUGACUUUAUGGCGCAAGGAGACGACGAAGUUACGGUCGCAGUUGGUGAUGAAGUCAUUAUAAUUGACGACACGAGGAGUGAAGAAUGGUGGCAAGUACGGCGCCUUAAGACAGGGAAGGAGGGAGUUGUUCCGAGCAGUUAUAUUGAGAUUACUGGAACCAUCAGUGUCCCUAGUAUGAGUGGCCUCAAUGCUGGCCGGUCGGGCGUCGACCAGAACCGAUUUGAGGAGGAGCGUCUCGCGAAAGAAUCUCUGAAAGCAGCUCGGAGAGAGGAGGAUUCGCGAGGGUCAGAGGUAGGCCCUGGCAUGCGUUUACCCGAAAGGGGCAGUAGUUUGUCGGCGAUUGACAAUACUCCACAACAGAGAAGUAGACGAGAAAGUGGCCGAAAUGAUAGCAGCGCAUCCCGCUCUUCAAAAUCUAAACCCGAUCCCACAAAAGUCCGAACCUGGACCGACCGGUCGAAAUCCUUCAGCGUCGACGCUCAAUUCUUGGCUUUGAAAGAUGGCAAAAUCAAUCUACACAAAAUGAAUGGUGUCAAGAUUGCUGUUCCAGUUGUCAAGAUGUCUGUUGAAGACUUGGAAUAUGUCGAGCGGAUCACAGGAGUAUCGCUAGACGAGGACAAACCAUUAUCAGAUAUCAAAAAACAACGAUCAAGACAGCAGGCUGACUCUCGUAGUUCAGGCUCUCAACAUGUGGGCGCUACCAUCGAACGUUCGCAGAAGCCCGAGUACGAUUGGUUCCAAUUCUUCCUCUCAUGCGAUGUUAACGUGGGGCUUUGCGAGAGGUAUGCCCAAGCUUUCCAAAAGGAUUCCAUGGACGAGAGCGUCUUGCCUGAUAUCGAUGCUACCAUACUCCGAACCCUUGGUUUACGUGAGGGUGAUAUAAUAAAGGUGAUGAAGGCGCUCGACAAGAAGUUCGCUCGUUCCGGAGGAAAGAGGGGUGUUAGCUUUGGAGGUGAGGAAGUUAUCGGCGCUGAUGGCGAUGGCGGUGGGCUCUUCUCUGGCCCUGGUGGUACUUUGAGGAAUAAUACUCGCAAAGGGCGCCCUGCGCCUGCGGUUCAGACCCCCUCUUCUGUGGAUCCAAACGCCUUUUCUCAGGAUGCUAAAGAUAAGGACAAACCCACCCAUGAAGGUGUCGCUACCCCGAUCGCCUCUGCGCCUAUACCCGCUCAGAAGGAUGUAGCUAGAAGCGGAUUCGACGAUGAUGCUUGGGAUGUAAAGCCAUCGAAGCAACAACCCCAGCCACCUUCGAGUCAAUCAGUUAGCCAACCUUCUCAAGCUCCGACAGUCUCAGCACCUGCUCAGGUGCCCGCAUUAACUAGUUCUAUGCAGGAAAUUUCUCUCCUGUCUCAGCCAUUAGAGCCUACAAAAGCUCAACCUCUUCCUCAAGUCACUCAAGCACCGGCACCGCAACCUCAACCCCAAGCCCAAGGACCACCACCAGUCACACCAUCGGUUUUCGCCGGUAUUGGAAACCAGCAGACAGGACUUCCACAACAACAGACUGGCGCUAAUAUGCAAUUCAACCCUCAGAUGCCUUUACAGCAGGGCAUAGCUCGUCCUCCUCCUGGGCAAUUCCAGCCGCAAACUCAGGGCGGACUCAUGAUUCCCGCUCCCCCAAGUCGACCAUUGUCAGCACCCCAGGUAAACCAGCAGAGCGCAUUCUCAAUACCUCCACUCCAAGCCCAGACCACCGGAAUGCAAACUUCUGCAGGCUUCCAAUCUCAAAUAGCUCCACCUGGCCAGAGUUUGAACGAUUUAAGGAUGAUGACUGGUUACAACGGCCAGCAAAAUAUGCCACAGAACAACAUGGGCAUGAUGAACCAGCCACAAAAUUUUAACCAGUUCAACAACCCCCAAGUACCUAAUGGGUUCCAAUACCCAAUGCAGACGGGCAUGCCCCAGCAAAACUUCAUGAACAAUGGAGCAGGACCAUUUGCUGAUCCACGGCCCCAGCAAUUCUCUCCAGCCCAGCAGCAGCCAACUGGAUUUCAAAGCUCAUUUGGGCAACCUCAGCAACAAUUCCCACAACCUACUGGAGUCAAUUCCUUCUUACCUCCCCCAUUGCAACCCACACCCACAGGUAUGCAACAGCAGAACGGAUUCCAAUCUUCUUUUAGCCCGCCGCCGGUUCCCCCAAUACCCCAACAAAACACUGCUAUGCCUUUGGUCCCUCAAAAGACGGGACCUCCUCCACCUGUCAGGUUCGGGGUUUCGGGCGAUACCAAGAAGCUUAUGCCUCAAGCUACAGGGCGUAGAGCAAACUUGGCACACGCUACUCCCCAAAACCCAUUUGGUUUUUAG
Molecule: messenger RNA, 5112 nt
Organism: Venustampulla echinocandica
Lineage: Eukaryota; Fungi; Ascomycota; Leotiomycetes; Helotiales; Pleuroascaceae
Exons: 10
Coding region: 1-5112 (1703 amino acids)
Biological process (GO): transmembrane transport
Cellular component (GO): membrane
Molecular function (GO): ubiquitin binding; transmembrane transporter activity; identical protein binding
Source: RefSeq, a predicted model, not a curated record